Indicator indicator is the source of this 1062-nucleotide messenger RNA. It is a transcript of the gene B3GALT6, whose product is annotated as beta-1,3-galactosyltransferase 6. Gene Ontology annotation, cellular component: membrane. Gene Ontology annotation, molecular function: UDP-galactosyltransferase activity. The record is from RefSeq and is a predicted model, not a curated record. Gene Ontology annotation, biological process: glycosaminoglycan biosynthetic process. The transcript has a single exon. The coding region runs from base 1 to 1044 and encodes 347 amino acids. NCBI's taxonomy places the organism in Eukaryota, Metazoa, Chordata, Aves, Piciformes, Indicatoridae.
AUGAAGCUGCUGCGCUUGCUGUGCCGCCACAAGACAGCCCUGGGCCUGGGCGGCCUGUCACUGUUCGCCGUGGUCCUGCUUUACCUGGCCAAGUGCACCUCGGAGGGCCUGCGACCCUUGCCAGCCUCUCGUGGGCUGCCGCACAACCAGCCUGCAGCUCUGUCACCUCGGGGUGCCAGAGGGCCGCAGCUCCCCGCAGUCCCACCGCCUUCCCCUGAGGAAACAGCCUUCCUGGCCGUGCUGAUCACCAGUGGCCCCAAGUACAGCGAGCGUCGCAGCAUCAUCCGCAGCACGUGGCUGUCGGGCGCCGGGCGACCUCCUCAUGACGACAUCUGGAGCCGCUUUGUGAUCGGCACCGCAGGGCUGGGGGCAGAGGAGCUUCAUAGCCUGGAGGUGGAGCAGAGCCGGCACAGAGACCUCCUCCUGCUGCCGGAGCUGCGGGAUUCCUACGAGAACCUGACUGCAAAAGUCCUGGCCACUUACGUCUGGCUGGAUCAGCACCUGGAUUUCCAGUUUGCCCUAAAGGCUGAUGAUGAUACCUUUGUACGUUUGGAUGUCCUGGUGGAAGAGCUGAGAGCCAAGGAGCCACGGCGCCUCUACUGGGGCUUCUUUUCUGGCCGUGGCCGAGUGAAAUCGGGGGGCAAAUGGAAAGAGAGCGCCUGGGUGCUCUGUGACUACUACCUGCCAUACGCCCUGGGUGGUGGCUAUGUGAUUUCUGCCGAUCUGGUGCACUAUCUGCGUCUGAGCAGAGACUACCUGAACAUGUGGCAGAGUGAGGAUGUCUCCCUGGGGGUGUGGCUGGCCCCCAUCGAUGUGAAGAGAGUGCACGACCCUCGUUUUGACACUGAGUAUAAGUCGCGAGGUUGCAACAAUAAGUACAUAGUAACUCAUAAGCAGAGCAUCGAGGACAUGCUGGAAAAGCACCAGACCCUGGCUAAAGAAGGGAAGCUCUGUAAGGAGGAGGUUAAGCUCAGGCUUUCCUACAUGUAUGACUGGGCAGUGCCUCCUUCACAGUGUUGCCAAAGGAAGGAUGGCAUCCCAUGAGAAGCCUGAGGAAGGAAA